Molecule: messenger RNA, 1736 nt
Organism: Paramecium octaurelia
Lineage: Eukaryota; Ciliophora; Oligohymenophorea; Peniculida; Parameciidae
Source: the annotation of a GenBank genome assembly
AUGCAAGUUGAAUUCAGAAUCAUGAAAAGAGAAUAUUAGCUUCCUGAUCAGUAGCAGCCAUAACCCAUGCAAAUUUCGAAUUAACAAAAAGAAAUAUAUGAUAUAUUUGAAUAUUAUUUUAAGAGAAAAACAAUAGAAAAUUGCUUAUAUAGUUUAUUUGGUCAAUGUUUAGAAUGUUAAACUUUUUAUAAACCAUCGUUAAAUAAGAAUUAGUGCAUUCUGAAAUGUGAUGAUGGAAUUGUUAUUGAGAAUGAAAUUUGUGAUGAUUAAAAUAAUAUUCAAUAUGACGAUUGCUAUAAGUGCUAAUUAAGUUGCUAAUUAGAAUGUAAUUAUUGCAUCCAAAAAUAAUGCUAUUCUUGUAUUGAUGGUUGGUAACUGAUAGAUUAAAAAAUGUUAUCAAAUUUGUGGGAUGGUUUAUUAGCCAUCUCUUCAUUAGAGCAGUGUGAUGAUGGAAAUUAUCAACCUUAGGAUGGAUGGUAUAAUUGCAAAUUAGAAUUCAAUUCAUACUGUUUCUAAUGCGAUAGUACAAAUACUUGUUUAUUAUGUGUAGAAAACCUUGAAUAGAAUGAAAAAAUUAAUGUAAAUCAAUAUGUGGAGAUGAAAUUAUUAUAUAAGGAUGAGAAGAGUGUGAAUACAAAAAUGAUAUUCAAUUUUAUGGAUGUUAUUAAUGUCACUUUUAAUGCACUUAAAAUUGUAUGAAAUGCGUAAAAGGUGUGUGCUAGGAAUGUGAUGAAGGAUAUAAUUUAAUUAAAAAAGAAUGUCAAAAAUUAGUAAUCGAUGAUUUUGAUGAAAAUAAUGAAAUCGUUGUAAUCAAUAUGUAGAAAAAUGUGGAGAUGGAAAUUAAUAAAUUUAGAGGAAUUUGAUGAUGGAAAUUACUAUAACGGUAAUGGAUGUUCCAGCUAUUGCAUUAUAGAAGAAAAUUGGAAAUGUAAUAAAGAUUCACCUAAUUCCUGUUUUUUAUAAACUAAUAUUCCUUAAAAUGUUAAAAUCAAACAUUUGAACAUCAAUUUGUUUUACUAAAGUUCUAAUGAAGCGAAAUUGGUUUCGAAUUUAAAUUUUACUCAAUCAAUUUAAAUUAAUAUCAAUAUCAAAUAACAAUUAACUCUGUAUGAUUUCUCUCGGUAAUAUUAUUAUAGUGGAUAUUAAUUCAACUUAUUUUACUAUGGCUUUGUUCGAGUUUGAUAUUGUCAUGUUUGAAUAAAUGUCAAUAGAACCAUAAUUUUUCCAUUUCCUUGCACUCAUCUUUAGUUGAUAAUAACAAUAUGCCAGUUAAUCUCCCAUCAUAAUCAUUAUUCCUUAAAACACCUAAAAUUAUCAAUUAAAAUUAAAUUAAUAAUAUUGCAAAUAAGUUCCAAAAUCUUGGAAAUAUUUUAAUUAUAGGCUUAGGAGCUAUUAGCAUACUGAUGUUAUUGUUCAAAUAACCAUUACCAUGUUUUGAAAUAUUUGACCUUUUACAAUUUUAAUCAUAUUUGAAAUUUUUAAAUGUUAAUUACCCUUUAAAUCUAUAGAUUUAUUUCAAUCUUCAGAAAUUGUAACAGUUAUCCCAAUUUUAAUAUACUUUAUAGAAACAGAUCUUCUUAAUAAUCUAAUUACUGAGAACUUCAUUCCAAGUAUAGGUAAGUUUUAAGAAUAUCAAAUAAAUGCUGACUUACAUUUAAAUAUUUAGAGUUAACUCUCUUAAAUUGCCUUCAUUGGUUUGUUGUACUUAUUUUUAUAAAUUUAUCCAAAAAUCUUGA